This is a messenger RNA of Carassius auratus (goldfish), 2042 nucleotides long. It is a transcript of the gene fancg, whose product is annotated as FA complementation group G. The coding region runs from base 147 to 1994 and encodes 615 amino acids. Gene Ontology annotation, molecular function: protein binding. Gene Ontology annotation, cellular component: Fanconi anaemia nuclear complex. The transcript is spliced from 14 exons. NCBI's taxonomy places the organism in Eukaryota, Metazoa, Chordata, Actinopteri, Cypriniformes, Cyprinidae. Gene Ontology annotation, biological process: interstrand cross-link repair. The record is from RefSeq and is a predicted model, not a curated record.
GAGAGUUCGAAUCAGAAUCAGACGAGGAAGGUAACUUACUGACAGAGAGCGGCUUUGGUACUGAAUCAGAAACCAGAAUCGGUGGCUUCCUACAGUAGAUAUGAAAUAUUAGACACCUUUAACUGCCUCUGUUUACAGUUUUUGUCAUGUCGGUCAUUCCCUGUUUAGUUGACAGAUGGAGUGAGGAGAAUAACAACAUAAUUUUGACUUGGAAGCAAAAUGAGCGAGGCCUUGAACCAGAUCAUCAUUUUAAGAAGCGAUGCUGGUCUGAAAGCUUUAAACUGCUGCAGAAAAUUCAAGGAAUCCCAGCAGCUACUGAACGACUCCAACUUGAAAUGACCGUUUCAUAUAAUACGUUUUUAUUCUCGUUGGAUUUCUCCAAUGCAAGUGAAAUAGAAGAAAGUCUCACCAACAGUUUAUUAAGAGCUUUAGAGGCGUGUGGAUCUCAGGUGUCCUGUUCUGACCCGGUUCAGUUAUGGGAGACUGUUCUGCAGACUUUUGACGCCUCAGUCUUUGUGCCUUGUGUCCACAAGCUUCUGCUCAUCCAGUGGAUGCUGUGGCUCAUGCAGGGUCAGUUAGAGAGGGUUCUUACUCUUCUGAUGCAGACUAAUCACAAGAGAGAGCGUUCAGCACCUGUGAAUCUACAGACAGAAACCCGAAACCUUGCUUUGAGCACAGAAGAAGACUCCUCGCUAAAGGUUGCCAUGGCAGCAAAGGACCUCAAGGAUCUCUUGCACAUCUGCACUGUAAUGUGUCAAGGGGUGGAACAGAUGAAGAAGGAAAAAUAUUCUGAGGCCCUUGAAGCUUUUCAGGAGGCAGAAGGCCUCCCAAGUCCCAGAAGUCUCUUGGCACAGUUACACAACCUCACAGGCCAGAGUUUUGCUAAGCUGGGUCAGCCCCAUUGUGCUCUCCACUUUUACAGGAAGGCAGUGGAGGUGGAUGGUGCUUGCCAUAGUGCACUUUAUCAAAGUGCGCUGGUGUUCAGACAGCUUGGCAAUCCAAAGGCAGAAAUGGAGGCCUUGCAUCUCCUUUACUCAGCAGUCCAACUGCAGUCUGAUAAAAGUUCAUCUAGUGCUUCACUGGUCUCUCCAGCUAUGCUGUUUGGUGGUGCACAGAUGAGCUUCAUUAGCAGAGUCCCUUCCCCUUCUCUGAUUCUGCACACUUUGGCACACACAUGUGUGUUCAAUGGCAGCAUUUCAGAUGGUGUUGAGUACUAUCUAGAUCUGUUGGCGUCACUGCAGUCAGAUGGCAAAGAUCUUAUACAAAAAGGAGAUGGCACUUCUUUUCCCAGAAUCCCAGUGGUCUACCUUGAAGCAGGAUUUGCUUUAUUAAAAGCUAACCGUUAUUGUGAUGCGCUUGUGGUCUGUGAGGAAGUCAUCACCAGCACUUUGGACGUCCUUCCUGAGAGAUUGCUGCUUGAUGCUGAUGAAAAGCUAAAAGGAGCUGAUUCUGAUGUUGUACUAGAAAAUGUAGAUCUUGUGUUAUGGGCUGGUGCAGCCCAUCUGCUUCAAGCACAAGCCCACUGGAAACUGAAGGACACCAAAGAGGCUAUUACAGAUUUUACAAGAGCGAUUAAUCAACUGUUUAAAGUGUUCAUUAAACAGAAAAACUGGAAACAAAAACAUUUUGGAAACAGUGAAGCGAUGAUUGAAAGAAUGGUGACUGUGGAAGCAGCAAAAGGGCAAGCACUAGCUGGUAGAGGGCUCUGCUUUCUGGAAGGAGGUCAAUUAAAGGAAGCCCUGAGAGAUCUUAAUGUCAGUCUCCAGAUGACACAAGGUUGUAAGAAUACCGAGAUGUGGCUGACUGAGGUCUUGUGGAGGCUUGAUCGUAGAGAGGAAGCAUCAGCACACUGGAGAGACGUCCACAGGAUUAAAGAUGCACCUAAGUCAAUAAAGCUACCGCUGUAUUUGCAGCUAUGGCCAGAUGAGACCGCUUUUGACUUCAGUGACUUGAAGAAGAAAAUCGAGGAGUAUAUUCAAGGCAAAAAGACAUGAGUGAUGUCUGAAAGGAUGCUCCCUACUACAUUCAGCUAAACUGCACCA